Messenger RNA from Myxocyprinus asiaticus (Chinese sucker), 924 nucleotides. RefSeq lists its product as uncharacterized. The coding region runs from base 1 to 924 and encodes 307 amino acids. The transcript has 3 exons. The record is from RefSeq and is a predicted model, not a curated record. NCBI's taxonomy places the organism in Eukaryota, Metazoa, Chordata, Actinopteri, Cypriniformes, Catostomidae.
AUGGCACAUCUGAGAGCGGAGCUGGUGGUCCACCGGUGCGACGCCUGGGCCACCAGUUUCAGGCGGGUCAUUGACAUGUCCACCUUGAGGCGCUACUGGCGGCGAGCUCGGGACAGGGUGCCCGCUCUCUUUCAGCGGCUGCGUGAGUCGCCCAGCCCCAACAACCUCCGUGUCGCUCAGGGGAUGAUAGCGGGUUACCUCGUCGUCAGCUCCGGUCACCGGCGGUGCGUCAUAGCGAACAUGACCGUGGAGGAGUUCCGGGGGGCCGGCGAGCUGGACAACGGCGAGAGGGUGGUGGCGGUCAGGCACCACAAGACGGCGGCCUUCUUCGGAAGAGCCAACGUGGCUUUCAACCCCGAAGAGUACAGAUGGGUGUCUGAACUCCUAGAGCUCCGGGGCGGUGAGUCCCUUUACUGCUUCUGUGCCCCGAAGGGGGGCUUGUGCACCGCGCUUCUCACCCAAUUCAGGAGCGCAUGGAAGUGCCUGAAACUGCCGGGGGCACCCUCCUUCAAGCAGAUCCGGACCAGUAUUGUCACACACGGUUUCGCACGACUUCAGCGGGCGCAGAGGGACAGGCUCUCGCUACAUGUGCCACCACCCAGACACGGCUGCGCAGUUCUACGUAGCAGACCAGACGGCCAAGGAGGAAUGCAAGGCCUUGGGGUCUUGGGCGCCCUUCCCUCGGGCUCGGCCUCUGACUCUGACUCUGCGCCCCUCCGUCCGACCGACCGAGCUCCAAACUACUGGUCUACCCGCCGGUUCUCCGGGUCGAACCCCGGCGGACUGCCGGACGCCCGGCUGGCCACCUCCGAGGCCGACAAAAACUUGGAUCGAAGGCUGACUUUCAGUGGAUCGCAACGAGGGGAGCUGCUCUGCCAUGCACAACACACCGACCCAAAAUCAGGACGUCUACAGGUCAUUUAG